Molecule: messenger RNA, 2412 nt
Organism: Capsella rubella
Lineage: Eukaryota; Viridiplantae; Streptophyta; Magnoliopsida; Brassicales; Brassicaceae
Exons: 9
Coding region: 428-2182 (584 amino acids)
Source: RefSeq, a predicted model, not a curated record
UUUUGUUUAAGAGAAGGCGAGAGACGAAGAGAAGAGAGUGACUUUUUUUUUUUUGGUUUAAUGGUGCUUUUUGUGAGAGAUUCCUUGUGAACAAAAAUUCUUAAGGAAUCAAAACCCUAUCUUCCAAUCACAAACCCUAGAUUUUGUUUCUCAAAUUUUUCAAAUUUUUUUCUUCUUCUUCUUCUCUUUGAUCUGUGUCUCUUUCCUUGUGAUUCCCCAAUUCUUUGAUUCUUUGUGAUUCGAGCUGAAUUGUUUGUAGAUCAGAACCCAGAAAUCGAAUUGAACAAAUUUUGUUCAGCAAAUCGUGUAUAGAUCAGAAGAACCCAAAAGCUUUAAACUUUUUGAUCUGAAUUUGAGUGGAAGCAUCGGAUUUUUGAGUUUGAUGGAGUGAUGAUUUGAGGGUGGCGAUUUUCAAGUGGGGGGAACGAUGACUGGAUUGGGCGUUCGAUCCAGUAGCUAUGGUUCCUUGGAGAAGACGGGACUUAACGGCGUCGUUUUGCCCAUCCAGACCACUAUUACGACGACGCGUACAAAACCAUCUAAGAUGCAGAAAGAGAGGGAAGGGAUUGUACAUUGGAUCUGCAAAUUCGUUGGUCGUAAAAAGGUCGGCAUGUUGCUUCUCUUCUUAAUCUCCGCCGUCGUCUUCCUUCGCGUCCUUUACGUUGGCAAAGGUGAAGAUGGUCAGGAAGUUCAAGGUCCUCCGAGUCUUCAUUUCAAUGGCACUUCAGGCGUAAAUUAUUCUAGCAUGUUACAAGUAAAUGAUGAGCAAAACAUGAAUGUUGGAAAUAUAUCGAUCAAGGCAAAAGAUGUUAUAGUGUUCCCUCCUCCUCCUGUGUAUUUUCUUGGCUAUUCGCUUCCUCAAGGACAUCCUUGUAACAGUUUCACCUUACCUCCACCACCAGCAGACAGAAAAAGAACAGGACCACGCCCAUGCCCAGUAUGUUACCUCCCAGUAGAAGAAGCAGUUGCCUUUAUGCCAAAUGCCCCGUCAUUUUCCCCAGUUCUUAAGAACUUAACGUAUAUAUAUGAAGAACCACUAAACAGAGAGACAGAGUUUGGAGGGUCAGAUUUUGGUGGUUAUCCUACUUUGAGACAUAGGAAUGAUUCUUUUGACAUUAAAGAAACAAUGAGCGUACACUGUGGGUUUGUCAAAGGACCUCAACCUGGUCGAAAUACAGGAUUUGACAUUGAUGAGGCAGAUCUUCUUGAUAUGAAGCAAUGUCGUGGGAUAGUUGUUGCUUCAGCAGUAUUUGAUGCUUUUGAUGAUGUAAAAGCCCCACAAAAUAUCAGUAAAUAUUCAGAGCAAACAGUUUGCUUCUACAUGUUUGUCGAUGAAGAAACUGAAUUAAUUUUGAAGAAAGAACGAGGCCUUGACGGAAACAAGAAAGUAGGGAUAUGGAGAGUUGUUGUUGUGCAUAAUCUCCCUUAUUCAGAUGGAAGACGCAAUGGAAAGGUUCCCAAGCUUCUUGUCCAUAGAAUGUUUCCAAAUGCUCGCUAUUCUUUAUGGAUUGACGGAAAACUUGAGCUUGUUGUUGAUCCAUAUCAAAUUCUUGAAAGGUUCUUGUGGAGGAAAAAUGCUACUUUUGCAAUCUCUAGACAUUACAAACGAUUUGACGUCUUAGUGGAAGCCGAAGCAAAUAAAGCUGCUGGUAAAUAUGAUAAUGCUUCUAUCGACUUUCAGGUGGAUUUCUACAAGAAUGAAGGGUUAACCCCUUAUUCUGUGGCGAAAUUGCCAAUCACUAGCGACGUACCAGAGGGCUGUGUCAUAUUAAGAGAGCAUGUUCCCAUCAGCAACCUCUUUACUUGCCUUUGGUUUAACGAAGUUGACCGAUUCACGUCCAGAGAUCAAAUCAGUUUCUCAACAGUAAGAGAUAAGAUUGCAGCAAAAACAAACUGGACAGUAAGCAUGUUCCUCGACUGCGAAAGACGCAAUUUUGUAGUUCAGAGAUAUCAUCGGGCAGAACAAGAAAGAUUUGCAAGGCAACGACCUCCGGUGCCUAAGUUUCCUCCUCCACCGCCUUCACCGCCUCCACCGGCAUUAAUCAGCAGCGAUUUGCCUAGAAAAAUGUCAAGUGGAAGGGUAAGCACAACACCGCCUAGAAGACGUGGAAGAGACAGAAGGUCUGGUCAAAGGGGUCAUAGGAAAGCUAACUUGCCUGUAAGAUUACCAGAUUCAGCAUAAUGAGGAGCUGGGGGGUUUCUCCUUCUUCUUGGUCAUCACCAAACCCACACACGUUCCAAUUUUACCCACACAGUAUGUUUAUUUUUAUUUUUUUGUUUCUCUAUUUGAUUCUAAGGAUUCAAAAUCAAUUUUUUAAUGUAUAUAUAUAUACACGAACAUUUUGUACUUGGAUAAUAAAUUAUAGUUUUGAAAUUUUGAAGAAAGAUAAAUCUAUAUACAUAUAUCCUUAA